AUGAAAAAGCAAGUGACAAUGGACAAGGAGUACUGUAAUAUGGAGAAGAUUGUGAGCAAGACCGCGUGCAAAUCCAGCAGCGUUCCGGCAGUCGCUUCGUCUUCGAAAACUAAAAUGGAGGUCACCGAUCGCAAAGUCUCAACUGGAACAUUGAACAGGCUGAUUCUGGUGGCUCAGGCUCUUGAAUCAGAAGUGGAAACACGGCGGAACGAUGACAUCAGUGCUAUCAAAAUCACGUUUUCAAUAAGGGUGGCAAACACAAUUCUUCUCCUGCUCAUUAACAUAUUACUGUUCUCGGGAUUCGGGAAAUAUCAAGUACAAAAAGAUGGGCGUUACCAGGAUUUGAUGUUAACGGCUGACAAAUGGACAUACGAUUCGUCGAAUGAUGAGCUCCCGGAAACGUUUGUCUACCUCCGCCUAAGCGGUCAAUAUCUAUCGGCUUGCAUCACUGUGUUCUUGCUAUUCUCCACAUUCUUCCUUCAACUUCUGCAUUUAUGUGGAAUCUCCAUCUCCAGAAUCACGAACAUGUGCUAUUCCUUUGGGGCUGUUCCAUUCACGCUGUUUGUUUUUGGAUUGGAAAUGCAUUAUUCCACAUGCCCGUGGCUUGACGAGUAUUUCAUUUCAUACAGUAUGUCGGAUAUGAGCUCACAAUGUGCAAUAAACGGAUGGGCUUUGGCUGGAAUUUUCUCACUUCUCUCAUGCGGACUAUUCGUUUCCGAAGGUAUUAUCACCGCUUUUUUUGGCAACUCCCACGUGACAGAAAACAAGGAGACAAUAGUCUAA
This is a messenger RNA of Caenorhabditis briggsae, 783 nucleotides long. The transcript has 7 exons. Lineage: Eukaryota; Metazoa; Nematoda; Chromadorea; Rhabditida; Rhabditidae. Bases 1 to 783 code for a protein of 260 amino acids. The record is from RefSeq and is a predicted model, not a curated record.